AUGAAGGCGGCGCGUACCAUAGCCACUUGUUUCUUACUCUUGGUACCUUUGGUACCAAGAAAUGGAGUCCAUGACACCAACGACACUUCACCUUCGUACGAGCUUACUCAAACCAAACCAGGAGGAGGAGGUGGCAAGCCCGGAGGUCAACCAGGCGGUGGUAAUCCUGGCCGUCAACCAGGUGGUGGCAAGCCUGGUAGAAGGCCUGGAGGUAAACGCCCUGGUCACAAGAAGAAUAAACGCCCAUCUGGAAAUCCAGGUGGACCCAAUCCCCCUCCUCCUAGACAGCCAGGCAAUGGUGGCGAUUCUUCUGGCAUCCAAGCUCCAAAGCAAUCACAAUCUGUAUACGUUACCCAAUAUCAAGAAGUGGGACUUCGUGGUUUAGCUGAGUCAAAUGCAUAUUCAACGGCUUUAACACAUGGAGGAGGUGGUGGUUUAGCCACGUCAGGUUCACAUUCAAGUUCUUUGACUCACAGAGGUAAAAGUAAAUCGAAAUCAAAUGGAUUUGCACAUUCAUUAUUAGAUCCGAGAAAUAGCUACGGUGGCAAUGCGAACUCUUAUACAGAUGUUCUGACAAGUCUAGGAGGCGGAGAUUCUACACAGGCAGGUUCAUAUUCGAAUGCGGCAAGUGGAGGAGGAGACGGAGAUGGUUCAGUACAGACUGGAGCUUAUUCGAAUGCUGCAACUAAUGGAGUAUUAUUACAUCAUUUGAUUUAUGAAAAUUGGCUCAGUCUGAAUUUAGUUAAUAUAUUCGCAGGAGGCAGGGGUGGUUCAGCACAAUCGGGUGCUUAUUCCAGUGCUACCAACAAAGGAGGCAGGGGAGGUGCAGCAGAGUCAGGAGCAUACUCCAAUGCUAUGACCAAUGGAGGCAGAGGAGGUGGUUCAGCUCAAUCCGGGGCAUACUCCAAUGCUAUGAACAACGGAGGAAAAGGAGGUGGUUCAGCUCAAUCCGGGGCUUACUCGACUGCUAUGAACAACGGAGGAAGAGGAGGUGGUUCAGCUCAAUCCGGGGCUUACUCCAAUGCUAUGAACAACGGAGGAAGAGGAGGUGGUUCAGCUCAAUCCGGGGCUUACUCCAAUGCUAUGAACAACGGAGGAAAAGGGGGUGGUUUAGCUCAAUCCGGGGCUUAUUCCAAUGCUAUGAACAACGGAGAAAAAGGAGGUGGUUCAGCUCAAUCCGGGGCUUACUCGACUGCUAUGAACAAAGGAGGAAGAGGAGGAGGUUCAGCACAGUCUGGAGCGUACUCGAGUGUUUUGGCCAAUGGAGGAGGCAGGGGUGGUUCGGCACAGUCUGGAGCAUACUCCAAUGCUAUGGCUAAUGGAGGAAAAGGAGCUGGUGUAGCACAAUCAGGAGCGUACUCAAGUGCUUUGGCCAAUGGUGGAAAAGGAGGUAGUUCAGCACAAUCAGGAGCGUACUCAAGUGCUUUGACCAAUGGAGGAAAAGGAGGUGGUUCAGCACAAUCAGGAGCGUACUCAAGUUCUUUGACCAAUGGAGGAAAAGGAGGUGGUUCAGCACAAUCAGGAGCGUACUCAAGUGCUCUGACUAAUGGAGGAAAAGGUGGUGGUUCAGCACAAUCAGAAGCGUACUCAAGUGCUAUGAACAACGGAGGAAAAGGAGCUGGUGUAGCACAAUCAGGAGCGUACUCGAGUGCUUUGACUAAUGGAGGUGGCAAGGGUGGUUCAGCUCAGUCUGGAGCAUACUCCAGUGCCAUGAAUAAUGGAGGAGGCAGGGGUGGCUCAGCACAGUCUGGAGCUUACUCUGGUGCUCAAACAAAUGGAGGCAAGGGCGGUGCAGCGCAAUCAGGAGCUUAUUCUAGUGCUGUAACGAAUGGAGGAGGCAAGGGUAGUGCUGCGCAAUCAGGAGCUUAUUCUGGUGCUGUAACCAAUGGAGCAGGCAUGGGUGGUGUAGCGCAGUCAGGAGCCUAUUCUAGUGCUGUAACCGACGGAGGAGGUCAGGGUGGUGCAGCUCAGUCCGGUGCAUACUCCAGUGCUGUAACCAACGGAGGUAAAAAAGGUGGUUCAACAAAGUCUGGAGAACUGACGCCUGGAAAAGACAGUGAAUCAGCUGAAGAAUCGCAAGAUGAUGAAUCAAAGCCAGUAGAACAAUCACAAGAGGGUGAAACAAACUCCAAAGAAACAUCACAGGAAGAGAAUUCACAGUCAGGAGAGAAAUCCCAGGAGAAUGAAUCAACGCCUGGAGAAAUGUCACAGGAGGGCGAAACAAAGUCCGAGGAGAAAUCACAGGAAAAUCAAACAAAGUCCGGGGAAAAGUCACAAGAGGGGGAAACACAGUCAGGAGAAAACUCAGAGGAAGAGGAAACACAGUCAGAAGACAAAUCACAGGAAGAGGAAACACAGCCAGGAGAGAAAUCCCAAGAGGAAGAAUCAACGCCUGGAGAAAAGUCACAGGAGGACGAAACAAAGUCCGGAGAGAAAUCACAGGAAGAGGAAACAAAGUCCGGGGAGAAAUCACAGGAAGAGGAAACGAAGUCAGGAGAGAAAUCACAGGAGGAUGAAACAAUGCCUGGAGAGAAAUCACAGGAGGAUGAAUCAACUGCUGGAGAGAAAUCACAGGAGGGCGAUACCAAGUCCGGGGAGAAAUCACAGGAAGAGGAAACACUGUCUGUAGAGAAAUCACAGGAGGAUAAAUCAAUGCCUGGAGAAAAAGCACAGGAGGGCGAAACUAAGUCCGGGGAGAAAUCACAGGAAGAGGAAACACAGUCUGGGGAGAAAUCACAGGACGAUGAAUCAACUGCUGGAGAGAAAUCACAGGAGGACGAAACCAAGUCCGGGGAGAAAACACAAGAAGAGGAAACACAGUCUGGAGAGAAAUCUCAAGAGGAGGAACCAAAGCCAGACAAAGUGACAACAGGCAUGGGUGGUGCAGCGCAAACGGGCGCAUAUUCCAGUGCUGUAACAAACGGAGGAGGCAGGGGUGGUGCAGCACAAUCUGGCGCAUAUUCCGGUGCUGUAACUAACGGAGGUAAGGGCGGAGCAGCGCACUCAGGAGCCUAUUCUAGUGCUGUAACCAACGGAGCAGGUAAGGGUGGUGCAGCGCAGUCAGGCGCCUAUUCCGGUGCUGUAACCAACGGAGCAGGCAAGGGCGGAGCAGCGCAGUCAGGCGCCUAUUCGAGUGCUGUAACCAAAGGAGGUGGCAAAAGAGGUGCAGCGCAGUCUGGUGCAUACUCCGGUGCCGUAACUAAUGGAGGAGGACGUGGUGGAGUAGCGCAAUCAGGCGCAUAUUCUAGUGCUAUGACCAAUGGAGGAGGCAAAGAUGGUGCAGCUCAAUCGGGUGCAUAUUCUGGUGCUGGAACCAAUGGAGACGGUGGUGCAGCGCAGUCAGGAGCGUACUCCAGUGCAGUAACCAACGGAGAGGGUGAGGGCGGGUCAGCACAGUCGGGUGCAUAUUCCAGUGCUGUGACUAAUGGAGGUAAAAAAGGUAAUUCAGCGAAGUCUGAAGAAGUGACGCCAAAUAAAGACACUGAAUCAGAAGAAGAAUCGCAAGAUGAUGAAUUAAGGCCAGCAGAACGAUCACAAGAGGAGAAACCAACAUCUGGAGAGGAGUCACAGGAGAGUGAAACAAAGUCCGUAGAAAAGUCACAAGAAAAGGAAACACAACCAGGAGACAAAUCGAAAUCAGGAGAGCCAUCUCAGGAGGACGAAACAAAGUCUGAAGAAGUUACCACAGAAGAAGAACUCGAAUCAGGAGAGAUGUCACAGGAUGAACAAUCAAUGCCUGGAGAGGAAUCACAGGAAAAUGAAACCAAUUCCGGAGAAGUGACCCCAGAAGAAGAACCCGAAUCAAGAGAGAUGUCACAGGAAGAAGAAUUAAUGCCUGGAGAGGAAUCACAGGAAAAUGAAACCAACUCCGGAGAAGUGACCCCAGAAGAAGAACCCGAAUCAAGAGAGAUGUCACAGGAAGAAGAAUUAAUGCCUGGAGAGGAAUCACAGGAAAAUGAAACCAACUCCGGAGAAGUGACCCCAGAAGAAGAACCCGAAUCAAGAGAGAUGCCACAGGAAGAAGAAUCACAGGAAAAUGAAACCAAGUCCGGAGAAGUGGUCCCAGAAGAAGAACCUGGAUCAGGAGAGAUUUCACAGGAAGAAGGAUCAACGCCUGGAGAAAAAUCACAGGAAAAUGAAACCAACUCCGGAGAAGUGAUCCCAGAAGAAGAAUCAGGUUCAGGAGAGAAAUCCCAGGAGGAAUCAAAGCCAGGAAAAGUGAAAACAGGCAUGGGUGGUGCAGCGCAAUCGGGCGCAUAUUCCAGUGCUAUAAACGGAGGAGGUAAGGGUGGUGCAGCUAAAUCCGGUGCAUACUCCAGCGCUGCAACCAACGGAGAUGGUUCUGCGCAGUCUGGUGCAUAUUCUGGUGCCGUAACCAACGGAGGUGGCAAAGGUGGUGCAGCACAAUCAGGUGCAUAUUCUGGCGCUGUAACCAAUGGAGAGGGUGGUACAGCGCAGUCAGGUGCAUACUCCAGUGCAGUAACCAAUGGAGAGGGUGAAGGUGGAUCAGCCCAGUCUGGUGCAUAUUCCAGUGCUAUAAUCAAUGGAGGUAAAAAGGGUGGUUCAGCUAACUCUGCAGAAGUGACGCCAAGAAAAGACACAGAAUCAGGAGAAAAAUCGCCUGAUAAUGAAACAAAACCAGGAGAGAAAUCACAGGAAGAGCAAACACGGUCCGGAGAAAAAUCGCAGGAAGAGGGAACACAGUCCGGAGAGGAAUCGCAGGAGGAUGAAUCAACAACUGCUGGAGAGAAAUCGCAGGAGGGCGAAACAAAGUCCGGAGAAAAAUCACAGGAAGAGGAAACACAGUCCGGAGAGAAAUCACAGGAGGAUGAAUCAUCGCCUGGAGAGAAAUCACAGGAGGGCGAAACAAAGUCUGGGGAGAAAUCACAGGAAGAGGUAACACAGUCAGGGGAGAAAUCAAAGGAGGGUGAAUCAACUGCUGGAGAGAAAUCCCAGGAGGGUGAAACAAAGUCCGGAGAGAAAUCACAGAAAGAGGAAACACAGUCCGGAGAGAAAUCACAGGAGGGCGAAACAAAGUCCGGAGAGAAAUCACAGAAAGAGGAAACACAGUCCGGAGAGAAAUCCCAGGAGGGUGAAACAAAGUCCGGAGAGAAAUCACAGAAAGAGGAAACACAGUCCGGAGAGAAAUCACAGGAAAAGGAAACACGGUCAGGAGAAAAAUCACAGGAAGAGGGAACACAAUACGGGGAGAAAUCACAGGAGGAUGAAUCAACUGCUGGAGAGAAAUCACAGGAGGAUGAAUCAACUGCUGGAGAGAAAUCCCAGGAGGGUGAAACAAAGUCAGGAGAGAAAUCACAGGAGGAUGAAUCAACGCCUGGAGAAAAAUCUCAGGAGGGCGAAACAAAGUCUAGAGAGAAAUCACAGGAGGAUGAAACACAGUCUGGGGAGAAAUCACAGGAAGUGGAAACACAGUCAGGGGAGAAAUCACAGGAGAACGAAUCAUCGCCUGGAGAGAAAUCACAGGAGGGCGAAACAAUGUCCGAGGAAAAAUCACAGGAAGAGGAAACACAGUCCGGAGAGAAAUCACAGGAAGAGGAAACAGGGUCAGGAGAGAAAUCACAGGAGGAUGAAUCAACGCCUGGAGAAAAAUCACAGGAGGAUGAAUCAACGCCUGGAGAGAAAUCACAGGAGGGCGAAACAAAGUCCGGAGAGAAAUCACAGGAAGAGGAAACACAGUCCGGAGAGAAAUCACAGGAAGAGGAAACAGGGUCAGGAGAGAAAUCACAGGAGGAUGAAUCAACGCCUGGAGAGAAAUCACAGGAGGGCGAAAUGAAGUCCGGAGAGAAAUCACAGGAAGAGGAAACACAGUCCGGAGAUAAAUCACAGGAAGAGGAAACAGGGUCAGAAGAGAAAUCACAGGAGGAUGAAUCAACGCCUGGAGAAAAAUCACAGGAGGAUGGAUCAACUGCUGGAGAGAAAUCACAGGAGGGCGAAACAAAGUCCGGAGAGAAAUCACAGGAAGAGGAAACACAGUCCAGAGAGAAAUCACAGGAAGAGGAAACAGGGUUAGGAGAGAAAUCACAGGAGGAUGAAUCAACGCCUGGAGAAAAAUCACAGGAGGAUGAAUCAACGCCUGGAGAGAAAUCACAGGAGGGCGAAACAAAGUCCGGAGAGAAAUCACAGGAAGAGGAAACAGAGUCCGGAGAGAAAUCACAGGAAGAGGAAACAGGGUCAGGAGAGAAAUCACAGGAGGAUGAAUCAACGCCUGGAGAAAAAUCACAGGAGGGCGAAACGAAGUCCGGAGAGAAAUCACAGGAAGAGGAAACACAGUCCGGAGAGAAAUCACAGGAAGAGGAAACAGGGUCAGAAGAGAAAUCACAGGAGGAUGAAUCAACGCCUGGAGAGAAAUCACAGGAGGGCGAAACAAAGUCCGGAGAGAAAUCACAGGAAGAGGAAACACAGUCAGGAGAGAAAUCACAGGAGGAUGAAUCAACGCCUGGAGGAAAACCACAGGAGGGCGAAACAAAGUCUGGAGAGAAAUCACAGGAAGAGGAAACAGGGUUAGGAGAGAAAUCACAGGAAGAUGAAUCAACGCCUGGAGAAAAAUCACAGGAGGAUGAAUCAACGCCUCCAGAGAAAUCACAGGAGGGCGAAACAAAGUCCGGAGAGAAAUCACAGGAAGAGGAAACAGAGUCAGGAGAGAAAUCACAGGAGGAUGAAUCAACGCCUGGAGAAAAAUCACAGGAGGGCGAAACAAAGUCUGGGGAGAAAUCCCAGGAAGAGGAAACACAGUCCGGAGAGAAAUCACAGGAAGGCGAAACAAAGUCCGGAGAGAAAUCACAGGAAGAGGAAACACAGUCCGGAGAGAAAUCCCAGGAGGGUGAAACAAAGUCUGGAGAGAAAUCACAGGAAGAGGAAACAAAGUCCGGAGAGAAAUCACAGGAAGAAGAAACACAGUCCGGAGAAAAAUCACAGGAAGAGGGAACACAGUCUGGAGAGAAAUCACAGGAGGAUGGAUCAACUGCUGGAGAGAAAUCCCAGGAGGGUGAAACAAAGUCCAGAGAGAAAUCACAGGAAGAGGAAACACAGUCCGGAGAGAAAUCACAGGAGGGCGAAACAAAGUCCGGAGUGAAAUCACAGGAAGAGGAAACACAGUCCGGAGAGAAAUCCCAGGAGGGUGAAACAACGCCUGGAGAAAAAUCACAGGAGGAUGAAUCAACGCCUGGAGAGAAAUCACAGGAGGGUGAAACAAAGUCUGGAGAGAAAUCACAGGAAGAGGAAACAAAGUCCGGAGAGAAAUCACAGGAAGAAGAAACACAGUCCGGAGAAAAAUCACAGGAAGAGGGAACACAGUCUGGAGAGAAAUCACAGGAGAAUGGAUCAACUGCUGGAGAGAAAUCCCAGAAGGGUGAAACAAAGUCCAGAGAGAAAUCACAGGAAGAGGAAACACAGUCCGGAGAGAAAUCACAGGAGGGCGAAACAAAGUCCGGAGUGAAAUCACAGGAAGAGGAAACACAGUCCGGAGAGAAAUCCCAGGAGGGUGAAACAAAUUCCGGAGAGAAAUCACAGGAGGGUGAAACAACGCCUGGAGAAAAAUCACAGGAGGAUGAAUCAACGCCUGGAGAGAAAUCGCAGGAGGGCGAAACAAAGUCCGGAGAUAAAUCACAGGAAGAGGAAACAGAGUCAGGAGAGAAAUCACAGGAGGAUGAAUCAACGCCUGGAGGAAAAUCACAGGAGGGCGAAACAAAGUCUGGAGAGAAAUCACAGGAAGAGGAAACAAAGUCCGGAGAGAAAUCACAGGAAGAAGAAACACAGUCCGGAGAAAAAUCACAGGAAGAGGGAACACAGUCUGGAGAGAAAUCACAGGAAGAGGAAACACAGUCCGGUGAAAAAUCACAGGAAGAGGAAACACAGUCAGGGGAGCAAUCACAGGAAGAUGAAUCAUCGCCUGGAGAGAAAUCACAGGAGGGCGAAACAAAGUCAGGGGAGAAAUCACAGGAGGAUGAAUCAACGCCUGGAGGAAAAUCACAGGAGGGCGAAACAAAGUCUGGAGAGAAAUCACAGGAAGAGGAAACAAAGUCCAGAGAGAAAUCACAGGAAGAAGAAACACAGUCCGGAGAAAAAUCACAGGAACAGGGAACACAGUCUGGAGAGAAAUCACAGGAGGAAGGAUCAACUGCUGGAGAGAAAUCCCAGGAGGGUAAAACAAAGUCCGGAGAGAAAUCACAGGAAGAGGAAACACAGUCCGGAGAGAAAUCACAGGAAGAGGAAACAAAGUCUGGAGAGAAAUCACAGGAAGAGGAAACACAGUCCGGUGAAAAAUCACAGGAAGAGGAAACACAGUCAGGGGAGAAAUCACAGGAAGAUGAAUCAUCGCCUGGAGAGAAAUCACAGGAGGGCGAAACAAAGUCCGGAGAGAAAUCACAGGAGGGCGAAACACAGUCAGGGGAGAAAUCACAGGAAGAUGAAUCAACUGCUGGAGAGAAAUCCCAGGAGGAUGAAACAAAGUCAGGGGAGAAAUCACAGGAGGGUAAAACAAAGUCUGGGGAGAAAUCACAGGAAGAGGAAACACAGUCAGGGGAGAAAUCACAGGAGGAUGAAUCAACGCCUGGAGAAAAAUCUCAGGAGGGCGAAACAAUGUCCGGGGAAAAAUCACAGGAAGAGGAAACACAGUCGGGAGAGAAAUCCCAGGAGGGUGAAACAAAUUCCGGAGAGAAAUCACAGGAGGGCGAAACACAGUCAGGGGAGAAAUCACAGGAAGAUGAAUCAUCGCCUGGAGAGAAAUCACAGGAGGGCGAAACAAAGUCCGGAGAGAAAUCACAGGAAAAGGAAACACAGUCCGGAGAGAAAUCCCAGGAGGGUGAAACAAAUUCCGGAGAGAAAUCACAGGAGGGCGAAACACAGUCAGGGGAGAAAUCACAGGAAGAUGAAUCAUCGCCUGGAGAGAAAUCACAGGAGGGCGAAACAAAGUCCGGAGAGAAAUCACAGGAAGAGGAAACACAGUCCGGAGAGAAAUCACAGGAGGAUGAAUCAACUGCUGGAGAGAAAUCCCAGGAGGGUGAAACAAAUUCCGGAGAGAAAUCACAGGAGGGUGAAACAAAGUCUGGGGAGAAAUCACAGGAAGAGGUAACACAGUCAGGGGAGAAAUCACAGGAGGAUGAAUCAACUGCUGGAGAGAAAUCCCAGGAGGGUGAAACAAAGUCCGGAGAGAAAUCACAGGAAGAGGAAACACAGUCCGGAGAGAAAUCACAGGAGGGUGAAACAAAUUCCGGAGAGAAAUCACAGGAGGGUGAAACAAAGUCCGGAGAGAAAUCACAGGAAGAGGAAACACAGUCCGGAGAGAAAUCACAAGAGGAAACACAGGAAGAUGACUCAAUGUCGGGAGAAUUUUCCCCCGAAAAAGAGCCAGUUUCAGAAGAAAUGUCUCAACAAGAAGAAUCAAACUCUGGUGAAGUGACACCUGUCGAGGAGACAGCAUCAGAAGACCAGUCAGAAGAUCAGUCAAUGUCUGGCAAAGACAAGCCAUCUUAUGAAUCAGAAUCUCAAGAAAACGAGAAAGAACCCAAAUCAGGAGAAAAGUCACAGGAAGGUGAUUUAAAUUCAGAAGAAGUGCUGCCGGGAGAGGAGCCAUCUUCAGAAGAUAAUUUCAAAGAAAAAGAUUCAAAAUCAGGCAAGGACACAAAUACCAAACACCCUGUAAGGUGUGAUAAUUCUGGCAGAAGGAAAAGAAAAUCAGACUACAUUGAAAUUUGGAAGAAGUACUUAACACGUAUUUCGGAAGCCCGGGAUCGUGCAAGGAGAAGACAUCAUGACAAAUCUUCAAAACGAAAAUCAAGAACGAAACUCUGCCUGUGUAACGUAGACGAGACUGAAGCAACACCAAUAAAAGGUAAAGGACAUAAACUACAACAUCAUAAACACGAAGUACACAAAAAAGGGGAAGAACACAAAACACAUGAAGGACAGAAAACACAUGAAGGACAGAAAACACAUGAAGGACAGAAAACACAUGAAGAACACAAAAUACAUGAAGGACACAAGAAACAUGGAGGUCACAAAAGACAUGGAGGACACAGAAGACAUAAAAGCCAUGAACUACAUAAACGACUACUAAGACGCCUUAGACACAAAAAACGUGGCCAACAAGGAAACUGA
Molecule: messenger RNA, 10116 nt
Organism: Spodoptera exigua (beet armyworm)
Lineage: Eukaryota; Metazoa; Arthropoda; Insecta; Lepidoptera; Noctuidae
Source: the annotation of a GenBank genome assembly